Molecule: messenger RNA, 1116 nt
Organism: Aspergillus calidoustus
Lineage: Eukaryota; Fungi; Ascomycota; Eurotiomycetes; Eurotiales; Aspergillaceae
Source: the annotation of a GenBank genome assembly
AUGACAGAAGCUAGAAACUACAACAUCCUCGUCCUCCCCGGCGACGGGAUCGGGCCCGAGGUAAUGACCGAAGCCACCAAGAUCCUCUCGACGUUCAACACUCCGACCACCCAAUUCACCCUACAGGAAGAACUCAUCGGCGGAAUAUCCAUCGACACCCACGGGAAAUCCGUCACACAACACGUCCUCGACGCCGCGGUAGCCGCUGACGCCGUCCUCUUCGCUGCCGUGGGGGGUCCCAAAUGGGACCAUAUCCGGCGCGGACUGGAUGGGCCUGAAGGUGGGUUGCUGCAGGUGCGCAAGGCGAUGGACAUUUAUGCGAAUUUGCGGCCGUGCUCGGUUGAUAUGCCGAGUCGCGAGAUUGCGAGGGAUUUCUCGCCGUUUCGGCAGGAGGUUAUUGAGGGCGUGGAUUUUGUGGUUGUGAGGGAGAAUUGUGGCGGGGCGUAUUUUGGGCGCAAGGUGGAGGAGGAGGAUUAUGCAAUGGACGAAUGGGGAUACUCAACUGCCGAAAUCCAACGCAUCGCGCGCCUCUCGGCCGAGCUCGCCCUCCGCCACAACCCGCCCUGGCCCGUCAUCUCCCUCGACAAGGCCAACGUGCUCGCCUCGUCGCGGCUAUGGCGGCGCGUCGUCGAAAAGACCCUCACGGAGGAGUACCCGCAGGUGAAGCUCGUCCACCAGCUCGCGGACUCGGCUUCGCUCAUCAUGGCGACGAACCCGCGGGCUCUCAACGGCGUUAUCCUAGCCGAUAAUACCUUUGGCGAUAUGGUCUCUGACCAGGCGGGGUCGCUCGUUGGGACACUGGGCGUGCUCCCUAGUGCGAGUCUGGAUGGUUUGCCGAGAGCCGGGGAGGAGAGGAAGGUGCAUGGGUUGUACGAGCCGACGCAUGGGUCUGCGCCGACCAUCGCCGGCAAGAACAUCGCCAACCCAACUGCGAUGAUCCUCUGUGUCGCUCUAAUGUUCCGGUACUCGUUCAACAUGGAGACGGAGGCGCGGCAGAUUGAGGAUGCCGUACGCGCCGUUCUGGACAAGGGGAUUCGCACUUCGGACCUUGGAGGGACCACGGGCACCAAGGAGUUUGGAGAUGCAGUGGUUGCGGCGUUGCAAGGGAAGUUGUAG